Phacochoerus africanus (Common warthog) is the source of this 2255-nucleotide messenger RNA. It is a transcript of the gene MSANTD1, whose product is annotated as Myb/SANT DNA binding domain containing 1. Gene Ontology annotation, cellular component: nuclear body. Gene Ontology annotation, biological process: positive regulation of DNA-templated transcription. The coding region runs from base 842 to 1612 and encodes 256 amino acids. The record is from RefSeq and is a predicted model, not a curated record. Lineage: Eukaryota; Metazoa; Chordata; Mammalia; Artiodactyla; Suidae. The transcript has 3 exons.
GGUGCCCAGGGCGGGCUGGACACACGCUGCCUGCUCCCAGCCACUCUCUGGCUUUAAGAACUGCACUGGCUCCUCGGCCCACCCACAUCCCCCAGGCCGGCAGGCAGUCUGCCCACAAGGAGGGUGCAGGCUCACGGGGCCUGAGCCAGGGGUCUGCUCCCCCCAGCCUGGCGGUGUAAGUGUGAGCGUGUUGGCCAGAGCCAGCGGGGCAUCUCGGGUGGUGGGCCUUGGCACGCCCGUGUGUCUCUGAGGGUCCCCGGGGUGUGUUCCUGGGUCUGUCUCCCCCAGCCGUGUCCGCCUCUGCCCUCCACCUCUCUGCCUGCUCCCCCACCUCCCUCUUUGUUUGCCCCCAGCCCCCCCUCCUGGACCCUCCCUGGGCCCCGUGUGAGCCGAGGCGGGGCUGAGGGGGGCUGCGGCCUGGAUCCCACCUCGAGAGCCCAGUCUGCCCGGUGGAGAUGCUUGGCUGGGGCCUGGGCUGGCCAGCCUGGCCGCCCGGCUGGGGCGGGAGGCAGGGCCGGGAGCCUGGGCCGCCGGUUUGGGGCCCGGCCCGCUCACUGCAAUAUUGAUGGCCCGUCAGGGCGGCCCUGAUUCCUGCGCUUUCAGUUAAAAGGUUUCUGUUGUUGUAGCUUAUGCAGUUGCUCUGUUGCUAUGGAAACGUGACAUCAAAAUGACGUUUCCCGUUUAAAAGCUUUUAACUAAAUUCCUGCCUGUCAGAUGUAGGCCCCAUUUUGAGCGAGGAGCUGCCUUCCGGGAGCGGGGCUCCCACCGAGGUGCGCGGGCCCCGGGCGGGCGGCCGGCCGCGCGCGCGCGCGCGCGCUUGCACCCCGCGGGUGCCCCUGGCAUGGCGGCGGCCGAGGUGCCCGGCUACCUCCCGUCCCCCCAGACGGAGAAGCACCGGCGGGCCCGCAACUGGACGGACGCCGAGAUGCGCGGCCUCAUGCUCGUCUGGGAGGAGUUCUUCGACGAGCUGAAGCAGACCAAGCGCAACGCCAAGGUGUACGAGAAGAUGGCCAGCAAGCUGCUGGAGAUGACGGGCGAGCGCCGGCUGGGCGAGGAGAUCAAGAUCAAGAUCACCAACAUGACCUUCCAGUACAGGAAAUUAAAAUGCAUGACAGAUAGCGAGUCCGUCCCGCCCGACUGGCCCUAUUACCUAGCCAUUGAUAGGAUUCUGGCCAAGGUCCCCGAGUCCUGUGAUGGCAAACUGCCGGACGGCCAGCAGCCGGGGCCCUCCACGUCCCAGACCGAGGCGUCCCUGUCGCCGUCCGCUAAGUCCGCCCCUCUGUACUUACCGUAUAACCAGUGCUCCUUCGAAGGCCGCUUCCAGGACGAUGGCUCCGACAGCUCCUCCAGCUUACUGUCCCUUAAGUUCAGGUCGGACGAGCGGCCCGUGAGGAAGCGCAAGGGGCAGGGCGGCCACUUCCAGAGGAAGAAGCUGCGGCUGCUGGAGGCCAUGCUCGGGGAGCAGCGCAAGCUGAGCCGCGCCCUGGAGGAGACCUGCCGCGAGGUGCGCCGCGUGCUGGACCAGCACCACCUGCUGCAGGUGCAGAGCCUGCAGCUGCAGGAGCGCAUGAUGAGCCUGCUCGAGAAGAUCAUUGCCAAGUCGGGCGUCUAGCCCCGGCCCCCCGGCCCCGGGGCAUGCCGCCUCCUGCCCCUCCGAGGCGCCUCGCAGACCUCCAGGCCUCAGCAGCGGCACGAAAGCCCCUCCCUGGACACGCGGCCAGGACCCCGGGCCCCUGCGGGGUGCCUCCCGAGUGAGAACAUUCCAGAAUCUGCUCUUCUGUCUUGACAAUCGAGGAUCCUUGAAAGGGCUCUUGGAAGUAAAACUGCCUGGAAGCGGGGUGCACGGGCGGGGCUUGGGGGCAGCAGAGCAGCCGAGAGCUCAGAGGCAGGUGUGCCCUGAGACAGCCUCUGGGCCGGGAGACCCCAGCGGGCCCGUCCGCCUUCCAGCCCCCGCGCUGUUCCCCUGCCUGGGCCGCGGGGCCCUGCUGCCUCCUCAGCAACAGCCCUAAUAAAAGUGUGGACUCUGCUCCCGCGGCCGCCCUGUCCGGUUUUCCGGGCCAAGGGAGGGGACAGAACCCAGGCCUGGCCUCGGGGAGUGAGAAGAGCGAGGAAGCAGCAGCAGGUUGUGGAAGCGCUGGGCGGGCAGGGCAGGAGAGGACGAGGACAAGGACAGGGCACAUGGCCAGGAGCUGGCCGAACGCCAGAGCUAAUCCUGACCCUAACCCCUAACCCCUAACCUCUAACCUCUAACCUCU